Pangasianodon hypophthalmus (striped catfish) is the source of this 6963-nucleotide messenger RNA. RefSeq names its product mitoguardin 2 (gene miga2). Gene Ontology annotation, biological process: mitochondrial fusion. The record is from RefSeq and is a predicted model, not a curated record. Bases 322 to 2070 code for a protein of 582 amino acids. The transcript is spliced from 16 exons. NCBI's taxonomy places the organism in Eukaryota, Metazoa, Chordata, Actinopteri, Siluriformes, Pangasiidae.
UCUGCGACUAUUGGUGGAUUUAGUUGUCAAUUGACUCGGCAGCCCCGCCUUUAGUGACGCAGGUUAGUGUGCGUGAAAUGCGGCGUCGAGAAUGUCCUUCUCCAGCAGUCCUUUGGAGCAGCAGAAAUGAAACGCCAUGGACCUGAGAAGCAGAGAAGCUGAUCCUCGAUCAGCUGCACCCUUGUGAUAUUAGGGGAAAGGGCAGAUCUAGCGUCUACACUGAUCUGAGUUCGGUUUGAAGGCAGAGUCGUUGGCUGAUCCAGAAUUAGGGAAUCAGCCAAGCUCUGGAUGUGAAGGCUCGUCAGAAGGGGUGGAGCUAAGAUGUCAAUCAGGCAAGCGGAGGGCGUGAACAUCAUGCAGGCUUUAGCCAUGACCGUGGCUGAGAUACCUGUGUUCCUGUACUCCACUUUUGGGCAGUCAAUUUUCUCACAGCUGCGGCUGACCCCAAGCCUGAAGAAGGUGCUGUUUGCGACGGCGCUGGGCUCCGUGGCCUUGGCGCUCACGGCACACCACCUGAAGAGACGCAGCAGGAAGAGGAAGCAGGUAGCGGAGAAGGCAGCGCCUAAGACAGUGGGCAUCCCAGAGCAGCUAAUGCGCUCAGCAAGACCUGCAUCACUAAAGAGAGGUCCGGUUCCGGGCCGACAGAUGAUGAGCCCGAGUACUCGCAGCAACGACACCAUGAGCGGAAUCUCCUCACUUGCUGCAAGCAAACACUCGAGCUCUUCACACACAUCAGCGAGAGUCCCUGCAUCUCCCAACCAAACAGCUGCUGCAGCCACACCGUGGGAGGCGGAGCCUGUGGCAGAGGAGCCAGGGGCGAUAGAAGAUGCAAAUGCAGAGAACUUAUACCUCAUGGGUAUGGAGCUGUUUGAGGAAGCGCUGCAGAAGUGGGAGCAAGCGCUGAACAUCAGACACCAGACUCAGUCCAACUCCUCUGCUGCUAACAGCCUCACUCGACAGGGGGUAGCACUCAUGCCAGAAGUUCGUAAUCGAAAAUUUGCAGAAAAGCUGGAGUCCCUUCUGCACCGGGCUUAUCAUUUGCAGGAAGACUUUGGCAGCACAAUACCAGCAGAUAGCCUGCUAGCUGACCUUGAAAGUGAAGGCACAUUAAUUCUGCCCAUUGUGGAAAGCUCCCACGGGCUCCGGGAUGAUGACACCACUACCAUUACGUCAGAUGAUUCUUUUUUCUCUGCAGCCGAGCUGUUCGACACGUUUACUCUCGAUGAGGUGUAUCAGCCGCUAAAGCCUGCCGCGCUGUAUGAAGAGGCGCUGAGUUUAGUGAGAGAAGGGAAAGUAGAAUGCAGAUCACUCAGAACAGAGUUACUGGAGUGUUACAGUGAUCAGGACUUCCUGGCUAAGCUGCACUGUGUCCGACAGGCUUUCCACGUGUUACUGGUGGAUGAGACUCACAAGACUUUCUUCAUGGAAACAGGCAAACAGAUGAUCAAUGGACUCAUGAUCAAAGCCAACAAGAGUCCAAAGGCAUUUUUGGAGAGUUAUCAGGACAUGUUGCUGUAUACUCAACGAGAGGAGACAUGGCCAACCACCAAGAUGGAACUGGAGGGACGAGGGGUGGUGUGUAUGAACUUCUUCGACAUCGUGUUGGACUUCAUCCUCAUGGACGCGUUUGAAGACCUGGAGAACCCGCCCACCUCCGUGGUCGCUGUCUUACGGAACCGAUGGCUCUCGGACAGUUUUAAAGAGACGGCUUUAGCUACAGCAUGUUGGUCAGUGCUGAAAGCCAAAAGAAGGUUACUGAUGGUUCCAGAUGGGUUCAUAUCUCAUUUCUAUGCCAUCUCGGAGCAUGUGAGUCCAGUUCUGGCGUUCGGCUUCCUGGGUCCCAGACAGUACCUGACUGAAGUGUGCACUAUUUUCAAGCAACAAAUUGUGCAGUAUCUGAAAGACAUGUUUGACCACGACAAAGUGCGCUUCACAUCGACUCAGUCGCUGGCCGAAGACAUUUUGAGUUUGUCUCACAGGCGCACCGACAUCCUGCUGGGCUACCUGGGCAUCGACAGUGUGCCCGAAGCUAACGGGGCACUGCCUGCUAGCACGGGCGAACAGGAUUGAUGAUACUACACGUGGAAAUUUCUGUAAGAGAAAAGGAAAUAUAUUGAACUUCUUUAAUUCCAGAUCCAGAGGCGCAUCUACGGUCGUUAUUUUUAGGAGAAUGAAAUGUAAACUAUCAGUAAAUAUCCUCAGCAGGACCGAGUAUAAUGGAACGCUGGCAUUUUCAAGAACAGCUGCAGUUUGCAGUCCUGCAGUUUCUCUGAAGAAAUCGAAACUCAGUGGAUUCUGUGGCUGAACCUCUGGUAACUCCUGCAUCUGUUACUCUUAAUGAAAUGGUCUAGUUGAAAUGGAUUUAAUCUCCAUGUUGUAACUGCGCCAGGCAGAUCGGAUUGAUCCGCAGCUCGCCACCCAGCACGACAGAAGAUUACAGUUUCUGUAGCAGCCUGACUGACAAAAUCUAGAAUAAAUGAAGUGAUGUACAGAUCUACAAUGUAUAAUUGAAAAUCAGUGGAAACACCACCUUGUGUCACCCUUAGCUGACAGAACGGUAAAUGAGGAAUAUUGUUUUCUUGUGAGACGACAAGAUGUUUUAACUGAAUACAAGACUCAGAUGUUGAGUCGGAUCCAAGCUUCAUUCAUCCGUCAGAUCACCAGGUAGCUCUACUGUAGAUUUUAGAGCCGAACCCAGAUUUCCUUUGAGAUGAUUCAGGAAUACAGUCUGCCCAUGUGACAAAGAAUUGCUGCUUUCCAAGCUUAAUUUAAUCCCACAACUACUGAAGAAGCCGCACGAACAAGAACACCACAGAUCCCAAAAUAACACUAAGCUAAGUGGUCUAGGUUGUGUUCGCUGCUAGGUUCUGUCUCUGUUCCUCUCCGUCCUUACCACACCCUUGUACAUAAUCAUGUCGUCUGUCAAUUAAUAUUUUGGUAUAUGCAUACUGGUUAUAUGUAUCACUGGAGCUAUGAUAGUAGAGGAAUGUGUGGUAUGUGUGUAUAUGUACUCCCAAAUGUCAGAGGUGGUUUGAGUUCCAGCCAGAUCAAGAUCUUCGGCAGGUGGUUAUUGUCUGUUCAAUAUCAGCAGUAUAAUUCCUGUAAUUCUAGCGUUCAAGCAGGUUCUAAUUAUCAUUCAGGACGGCUAAACGGGUAUUUAGGGCACUGUAGAAUGCAAGCGACAAGCUUGUAAAGGGUCGAUUCACGCGUUGGCUAACACUGGGUUUCAUUUAAAGUCGAAUUUACGCUUUAUUACUAAGGUAAAGCUUUCUACUGUGAAUGAACUGCAGAUCACAAACGUCUGAAUGAAUAAUAAAUAAUAUAGUCAUGCUUCAGUUCACAUUAUGUUAGGAUAGUGUUUCCCAAUCCUGCUCUUAUAAUUCCCACUGUACUGCUGUUUUUUUUUUUUUUUUCCAGUGUUAAAAUAGUACUUUUUUACUAAUGCAGGUUUAGGAUACAUGCCCAGUGAUUUCCAAUACUAUUUUUAACUUGCCCUUAUCGACUGUUUCUUAUGAUUCAUGACAUGUGUAUGCAUUAUGUUGCACAAAUGGAGGAAUGUGCACUGGGAAAUUUUCCCUGCUCUAGCAGUUUCCUUGACUAUUGUCUUCAAGUUCUUGCCUUUUAUAAAGAUUGCUUUAUAAAGAGUUGCAAACUAGCUAGCAAAAUAAAUUAAUGAAGCUACGUGAACUGUCGUGCAGAUAGAGGAGUCAGCUGUGCGAGGCUGAAGUCUGCAGUUGCGCUGGUUCCGUAAUUUAUCUAACAAACCCCAGGAGGUGGGACGUUGACUGUGGUGUGAUAAGAACAGCACAGGAACACCACAGUCAUGUUUUAUCAUCAGUAAACCUUUCAAUCGCUAGAGUAAUCCCAAAUAUGUAAUAUAAACAGAGUCCUUUAACCAAACCUACUAGUGUAUAAGCUCUUAUCAUGAACUCUUAAGUCCUAUUCCCUCCAAGAUAAACAACAAUAAUAAUAAUAAUAAUAAUAGUAAUAAUAACUACUUUUGUAUAAGCUUUCAGGACUAGCUAGUUAAACUCGGCACAACAAAAAAAAUCCUGUAAUCCGCAAUUCAUACUCAAUACCAAGGACACACAUGUCUAAUUGAGUCUUAAUGGCAAAAUAAAUUAGAUGUGCAAUUCUGUUUUGCUUUCAAGUAUCUGAAAUUGUAUGGCAUCUGAUAAUGUUUUGUUUUUUCCUAUUUCCAUUUCCUCCCGUUUAACUCCAACCAAGUCCUGUAAUCCUAUGUACCGGCCUUCAUUUGCUUUUUUUUGCACUUUAUUGUUUAAAAAAAUGAUGACAAAUCCAACCUUAACUGUCUCAGCCUAUUUUUAUGGAAAUACUGAGUAGUGUAAUAGGUUGCCUCUAAAGCAGUGCUUGUAUUUUCCUGCGUAUGUAAGUUGAAUGCUGAAGGCAAAAUAAUGCAAAGACGUGCCAAAAAGAUAAUUGGCCACCAUUUACAAGUAAAUUAAGAGAUUUCUAGUUCAUUGAUGAUGCACAUAGAGUACAAUUAAGUGAUCAACAUUCAAAGCCUGAGGAAUUACACUGGAUGAGUUGCAUGAUUUGUGCCUCUGUUGUAUAUGACUUUCUUCUCUAUCUGUUCAUUCUGUUUCUGUGUUUAUAUCUGUGUGGCAGCCUGGGAAAACCCUUCACAUGGAGAUAUUAUGACAUUUUCUGCUAUAGUUGUGAUCAUUGUUUCACUUUUCAUAUGUUUCACUUUUCCACAUUUCUCAACCAGAAGUGAAAUAGUUUACCCCAAAAGUAAAAAAAGGAGAAAAGUGCAUUUAAAGAUUUCAUUCCACCUGUGGCGUAGGAGCAUCACGGACAUAUUGACAGCUGAUAUCUGAUGAGUUGUCAAUAUCUAUUGUCAAAAUGAAUUGAUUAGGCCUAUGCCAGUUUCGCUAUGGUGCUAUACAACAGCUAGAUCAAAACAUGUGUAAAAAAAAAUUCAUGAACUAGCAAGGUUUUAGACUGAUUUUAACCGCUGCAUUUGUUAAACUGACUCUUUACCCAACAUGUCUUUUUUUUAUAUACAGGAUGAUAGCCUAGGCAAGGUUAAAAAGCAAAUAAAAACAUUUCCACCUCAUUUUGGUGAAAUAUAUGUAUGGUUUCUUUACAUCAUGUGCAGAAAACCCAAAUUUUUUGACCCCAUAUUUUUUUCUUUUUAAAGGAAUUCAACCACAGUGACAUCCAAAGGGUUUUCUAAAACUGUUCAAUGUUCACACUAGCAAGUGAAAAGAACGCUACUUUUGCUGCUUGUGGGUGUGCCCUGUCUGUUCUCGUUUGGCGAACGGACAAAGACCGCAGCCCACACGCACCAUAGGAUUGGUCAAAGAAACCAUUUGAGCCAUUUGUUUGGAUUUGUUGUUUUACUACAUCAUCUAAUUUGCAUAGAAAUGAGAAAAUUCCAAUUUUGCUGUAAUCGUGGCUCCGUGUCACACAUUUAUGCAGAAAACGAAUGAUCAUCUGUCGCUUGUUGCUUGCUAGUGUGAACAUAGGGUUCGUUGUGGAACAGUAUGAAAACUGUACAACCCAAUAUGAAGCUUUUCAGUACAUCACGUUACCUGCUUAGAACUUUCAUCUGUAAAGAUUGGCUUAAGAAACCUGCUACAUGUUUUUUAAAUAAAGCUGGAUUGUUAAAAGAACUGCUCUUAUGCAGAAGAUCGUAAAUGGCAGCCGACAGUGAGAUGCCUGAAAGAUUCAACCUUAAUUAUUCAGUUGUUUUUUUUUUUUCUUUUUUUUUUUCUAAAACAUGCUGAUUAAAGCUUUGAGUUGACUGAAAGGUGUUAAAUGUACUGACAUGCGAAAUGUAAUAAUCAUUCAUAUUUAAUAGUGUUGCAUAUUAUUUGUAUUUCUGUAUUUGUUUUUUUAAGUAUGUCUUUUUCCUUACAUGUUUUUGUUGUUGUUGUUGUGACACUUUACAUAGAGCACAUGGGAACAAUUUUGUGUAAUGGAAAGAACAGAUGUUAUGAUGAAAGGUGUGUGCAGUUUCAAUACAAGCUUUGCGAUGGAUUUGGACUCGCUGUAAUUAAAACCAUGUACAUAAACAUGUCAAUACUACCAGAUAUAUUUUUAGCGACAUGGCACUGGGUGGGCAGUAUAAAUUUAUAUAUUUAUUUAUACACAGAUUAUGAAUUAUGUAGAAAUUCAUUUUGGGGAAGCCAUAUAACCCAAAUCAGAAUAUGCUCCAGGUAGUAGCUUUAAAGUUUGGAAAGUUAGAAUGGAAAUGUUUUUGUUAUUGAGAAAUAAUUUAAGAUAUUCAUGAUCAUUCAUUAACGAAUCCAUAAAUGUGAUUAAUCAUUAUAGGAGAGCACAUUCGAUGUUUUGGUACUAUUAAGAAUCAAGAUACAAUCAUAUAUGGCAAAAUUAUAAAACCAUCUCCUCUAAUGUGCAGCUCAUCACAUGCUUGUGUGUUGUGUGCCUGUCCAUAUUUCCCUGUUCUUGUUUAAAAAAAAAAAAAAAAAAAAUCACAGGUUGUGUGUCAAAUUUUACACAAGAGCUGAGCUAGAAGCAGUGUGCAUUCAGUCUAAGCAGUGCUUUCUGGACAUUUUCAUGUAAACCUUUUCCCAUGUAUCUGUUGAAUAUCUAAUACCUGAGAGUUUUAACGUAGAAGGGAAUUCUAAUUUGAUUAGCGUAAAUGUAUCUGCUGAGUUACACCCUCUCACGGUGCACUGAAAUCUUCUAUAAAAGCAGUGAAUAAUCAUUCUUUUGUGUUUCAUGGAUACUAGUUUGGCAAUCAGUUGCCAAACUGAAAAAACCAAAAAGUUUUAAUCUGAUUUUUAAUCAUAUAAAUGUGCAGGAACCCGGGGGUCACCUUAAAAAAAAAAAGUUCUUCUUUGCAUUUGCCUUUGGUCUAAAAACCUGGUAGUAAAUUCCAGCACAAAAGUGUUGUACUUGUUUCUGACAUUUGUAUUUUGUUUUUCUUAUAUCUGUACUUCUACUGGACAAACAUAAAACAUUCAUUUUUGC